Messenger RNA from Diorhabda sublineata, 8372 nucleotides. RefSeq names its product nuclear receptor coactivator 3 (gene tai). Lineage: Eukaryota; Metazoa; Arthropoda; Insecta; Coleoptera; Chrysomelidae. Gene Ontology annotation, molecular function: nuclear receptor binding; protein dimerization activity. Gene Ontology annotation, biological process: cellular response to hormone stimulus; positive regulation of transcription by RNA polymerase II. Gene Ontology annotation, cellular component: nucleus. Bases 986 to 5356 code for a protein of 1456 amino acids. The record is from RefSeq and is a predicted model, not a curated record. The transcript is spliced from 16 exons.
CAAGCACGACGUAACAGCCGAAAUCUUUAGUGACUUCAGUGCAUCGAAGGCAAAGUUUGUGCGGAAUUACCAUAUGUAUAAUAUCACGUUAUUGUGUAAUUUGUUAUUUAUUAAUUAUUCUUAAGUUUACUACUUCUUUUUUUUUUGGGAUGUUUCAUAUUUUUUCGUUAAUUCACAAGCAAGUGAUAUCUUUGUCUGUCGAUUAUAGACGACUGAUGACCAGUUCCAUGAUUGAAUCCACGAGACAUUGGAUCUAAAAUUUCUUGGAUUUGUCUCAAGGAAAACUAUGAUGUAUUACAUUUGAUAAAUCUGGUUUUGUUUGUUACCUGUGCAAUAAAUCCGACGAGGGGAGUCGUAAACAAUCGACAUGAGAACUGGUGGCCUUCGGGUAGGUCAGUAUAACGUAGACUUUUUCUAGUUUCGCGCAACAGUUGCGAGCACCUAUCGCUUAACAAAUUAAAAUCUUCACGGUAUUUUAUUUUUAAACAAAUCCGAAAGUAAACAUAAUGAAAGUCAACACUUCAAUCUGUUUUUGUAUUUUCGGUUUAUUUUUGAAUAUGAAACGAUUAAUAUCAUUUCUGUUGGCUUAAAUGUCCUCUUAACUUUUAUUUAUCGAUUCUCAGCAGUAGUAAAUAACGAACCUGUCAUUUGAGAAAUAUUUUUUGCAGUGACAUCAAAGGUGUUUUUUUUUUUUCGCUCUAACUCAUUUUUUUUUUUUCACGAAAUUCUCAUGAAACGUAAUUUUAGUGAUACAGUUACCACCACCGUUUUUUACCAGUCUUGCACUGUAUAAUUGGCUGUUUUUAAUUAGAAAAAUAAAAUGUUUAGACGGCAAGAUAAAAAUAAUCAGUUGUGUGAAGAUUCACAAAGCGUCACUUUUAACUUCUUUGGCGAUUCAUCCGAAACUUCGACAUGGUCAGAAUUGUAUAAUGUGUGUCGUACCGAAAAGGGUUCAACUGUGUUCCCAAGGGAGACGUUUCAGUGAAUGCUAACCAGACUGUAUAGUGUUGUUGUAAGUGAAUUUUGUGGAAGUUUCUUUAGAUUUUCAUUCAAACUGUUUUACACGGGUAAUAAAACAAUCGCCGCCGAGGACCGCAAAAGCGAGGAGGUGGAGUUGUUCGGUGAAGAUUUCAUAAAGGCGACAGAUACGGGAUCAGGUCCAACUUUUUUCUUGGGGUCGUUUUUAACACCAUCGUCUGUUGUUUCCCCUCCUAUUCAUGUCGCCCACAUGUCAAUCGGAUCAUUGGAAAAUGCACGGCUUGGCUCGUGCGAAUUGCAAGACCCGGUUUGGGGGAAGAUGAGCUCAUUGACAGCCGGUGUCAAUAAGAAAAGAAAAAAAUCGGAGACCAAACCUCAAGCGCAAAUAAAUAAGUGCAACAAUGAGAAACGUCGCCGAGAACAAGAAAACAUCUAUAUAGAGGAAUUGGCCGAGCUGAUUUCCGCAAAUUUCGCGGACAUGAGCUCGUUGUCGGUGAAGCCGGAUAAGUGCGCCAUUCUUCAAGAAGCUGUUAACCAGAUUCGAAGUAUAAAGCAGCAAGAAAACGCCACCCAAUCGUCGGACCCCGUCCAACAAGGAGAGGUCUCGUCUUCCAGACCGACGAUACUUUCCAACGAUUUUUACGGGCCGUUGUUGCUCGAAGCGUUGGAGGGGUUCCUUUUCGUUGUCAACAGUGAAGGGAAGGUUGAACACGUGACAGAAAACAUUUCCAACUACAUUAAAUUUACUAGAGAUGACGUUUUGGGUAAAAGCAUUUAUAAUUUCAUUCAUCAUGGGGAUCACACAAAAUUCCAUUCGAGCCUACUCCCCGUGACAAUAGAGUGGGGAAACGAACAACAAGUAAACAACAAAUCCAAAUCGAUAGACAUAAGGCUCUUAGUCAAGCCUCCGGAUGACUUAAACCAAACCAUAGAAGAAAAGCAACAAAGAGUGAGCAGUUACGAGUUAAUGCAUAUUUCCAGUACCCAGUUAAGGGAUCAUUUAUCUGUUUCUGAGGAGGACGGGAGUGACAGUGGGCCUUGUUUAUUGUGUGUCGCGUCUCGGAUAUCGCAUAGAGACAAAACUACUUGUAACAUUGAACAAUUUACGACGAAACUAGACACUACAGGAAAGGUCAUUUGUGUAGAUACUUCGGGAGUGACGGAUACCUUAGCACAGUACAUAAAAAAGGAACUGAGAAAUAGACCUUUAAGAGAAUUGGUACCGCAACAAGAAGUCAACAAAGUUACUGCACAUCUUAGAGAAACUAUUAGUUUGGGACAAUCUUCGAGUUCGAUUUAUAGGUUACAAUUCGGGCCGGAUAAAGUGAUACAAGUUCAAACCAAAUCAAAAUUGUUCAAAACUAAUCCGCAUGCGAAUACCGAUUCCGAUUUUAUAAUGGCAACGCACUCUGUGAUUGGUGAAAACGACCUCACUGGACAAAGUGAUACGACUAGUGGUACCAACAAUCUCUCAAAUACAGGAGUAGGAGGACCCUUGAUGCCCAGUGUGGUGAACGGAAACCGUAAAGGCCCACCUAUUAGUUCCGGUAAUGAGAAUUCUAGUAACACUCUACUAAAUCCAAAUACAUCUUUUAAUACAUUCAAUCUUGACAACGAAUUCAACUUCGAUAUUUUCCCUACUUCUUCCACUUGGGAACUAGAUUCUACAAAUUGGCAAGAAGGAAGACCGGAUUCUCGGACAAGUGUCACUCCUACACCCCGUCCGCCUAGUAAUCCCUCCUAUAGCAAUGCGCCUACGGUGGUGCAGUCUUCCCCAUUUUCUUCCCAACAGAGUCCCACCAUUCCCAACCCACCUCCUCCCGUUGCUUCUAACCCAUACGCUGGCGUGGGAAAUUUCUUCAGUCCUAUGAGCGACCAAGGGUUCUCCAUGGAAGAGCAGAAAGAUACCAAAGUCAACGUUCUAGAUGAUGCUGUUAGGACGGCCGAAUCUACUAAACUUCGAAGUUUGCUUACCAAUCCCCGAAAUGAAAACGAUGACAAAAAUAAAGAUCCGAUAUUGAAAGAGUUGCUUAAUCAGCAAGAUGAGGAUAAUGUGCGUAGCGACAACAGAGGUAGUCCUAGAGGACUGAUUAACAGAGGUUCAUUACCGGGACCUUCUGAGCCACCAAAGACUCCGAAUGCUCCGACUGAAAAUAUUAUGUUGAGAAAGUUACUGAACAAGACCGACGAUGACGAUAAUGAAUCGAGAGUUGGAAGGAAAAAACAGAGCGAGCUACUCCAGCAAUUACUGAAGCCGGAAAGAGAUACUGAAGAUGAUAAAAAGAACGAUAUUCAGUGCAAUAGUGACCUAAUGCGUAGUCUAGGAUUCCCUUCCUCUCCAACAGAUACAUCUAAAAAGAGAGCAAUAGAAGAUAAAGACGAAAAUCCAGCAAAGAAACCGGCAGAAGUUUCACAGGUUUCAUCUUCCGGUUCGUUAUCUGGAAAUUCUUUGAGAGAGCGCAAUAAAAUGUUGGCAUCGCUUUUAGAAAAAGAUUCUUCGAACCACCAGCCUAUACCACACAUUCCUGCCAGCGUGAUCUCUGCCACACCUCAAGAAAAACUGCCGAGAAUUUCUGAUCAUAACAAAGCUGUGCAAAUUGUCAUGAACCAAAAUGCAAUGAACAACUCUAGAAUGGGCGUCAGCAGAAUGCCUGGACGUCCAAGUCAAGCAAACUCAAACUACCUCAAUAAUCUGUCCAGUAAUAGUAACAUGCAACGUAAUCGCAUAAACCUAGUCAACUCUAGCUGUUUUUCAUCGCCAGCCACCUCAACGACGGACAAUUGCAUCUGGGAUCCAAAUUUGCAAGCAUCUGCAGAUCCUCUACUAUCUGAACUUCUUGAUCAAGUAAUAGAUUUUGUUCCCGAUGUUGGAAUUAUGCUUCUUGAUGGUGGUGAUGGUCAACAAAACAACAAUUUUGCUUUGAGUGAAGCUGUGGCGAUCAAUAACAUUCAGAAAUCAUUAAUGCAAUGUGAAAGUGUCGUUACAAGCCCUGGAUCACCAGUUUCCUUAUCAGGAAAUCCACCAGCUUAUUCAUCCUCAAAUUUGUCGAGCCAAAAUAAUGCUGUUUUCUCACCACCUCCAAGUUAUCCUCAGCAACGAAGAGUGCAGAUUAGAAGUUCCAAUGCUGGAAGUCAACAAUGUCCAACUAAUGUUAAUAAUCAGAGCUUGAUGCACAGAACAUUGUUUUUGGAACAACAGCAACAAAAACGUCGUUUGUUACUACAGCAAAAGCAGCAACAUUUGUUAAUUUCAUCUAAUGCUGCUUCCAAUGAGAUUUCUAGUAAUAUAAACUCCAUUCAGAACAUAGAUAGCUUGUUGAACAACACAGUAGCUCCUAAUGUAUCAUUACAACGCUCUUCUAGCGUUCCUUCAGAAUCCCAACUGUCUCCUCCAUAUGGGCAAACAUCUAGAGUAAAUAAUCAACAACCAUAUUCACCCCAUUCUCAGUUAACCUCACCAGCUUUUCCUCAAACUACCUCUGUGACUAACUAUCAGAAUUCUCCAGCGGGUCUGUCGCCACAGUCGCAAUUUAAUGCGCAAUUGUCUCCACGGCAAGCAUAUCCACAAGCAAGUACACAGAACACCUCAUGGCAACAGGCACAAUCAAGGAUGAGUGUUCAGCAAAAUCCUAUGCUUAGUGCUCAACUCACAAGACCACCCCAGCAGUCACAGAGAUCCAUUAAUAGUCCUGGAUCGGUAGGUGCCAGGCAUUCGCCUUAUCCUACAGGUGAUCAGUUUCCUACUCCUAAUUCGCCUAAUUCGGCCUUUAACAAUCCGUACCUGAGACUCCAACGGGCAAAUAGCGUACCAUCUGCCACAUCACAAUUACCUGGUGGGCUGGGAUCACCCCGACCGUACACAGGCAGGGACCACCAUUCCCACCUUUAUCCUCCUGUUCCUCCUCAUCCACAUUCUGUCCCUCAAAUGAUGAGUUACCAACAAGACUCCCAGUACUGUUAUGAUCAGACGGGUAUACCAUUAGCCUACAAUGGCGCAGAUAGGGGCCGGGCUCCCCCACAUCUUCAGCCUGGAGUAUCAGGCAGCGCCCCUACCUCUGAAUUUGUACGGCAAGAGCUGCGUGCAGUUGUUGGAGCAAGAACUGCCCAAGCACAGCCAGCUGCAGGAACUACGGCACCUCCUACUCGACCCCCUUCACAAAUGCAAUUAACCCAACAGCAACAAGUCAGUGAUCUCGAAACGUUAGGACUCAAUUUUGAAAUGGCUACUGGUGCGAGUGAUAGCCCAAAACUGUGGGGCGCGAUGGGUACCGAUAUGGGCUCAAUGUCUCCGCAGCCAGUCAACUCGAGGAAUACUAUGGAGGAGGCUCGGCAAGGUGAUUCAAAGUCUUCGCUUCUACAGAAACUGCUCUCAGAGUGACCACUUGUAAAUAUUAGAGAUAUACACUACUAGGUACCUCAUUGGUUAUCCUACAACAGGCUGUAAUCCAGACAGGUUAGCUGUAUCAAAAGUGCAUUAUUACGUUGCUUAUUCGUUAUAUAUAUAUAUAUAUAUAUAUAUAUAUAUAUAUAUAUAUAUAUAUAUAUAUAUAUAUAUAUAUAUAUAUAUAAAAAUAUGAAGUAUAUAUUUAAGAUAGGGUAGUGCGGAGCAACAGAUUGGAAGGCGCAGGGGUGACUGUGCAAUUGUACAUAUUUGAUAUUGUGGGACUUGUUUAUAUUAUACAUAUACAUGAUAAGUAUAGUUUGUUACUGAAAUUGUUAGAAAACUUGUACCUCAGUCGGAUUGAUUACUAUAAGAUUGUCAUAUAUGCAACAUAUUUAUUUAAAUCCUUAGGAAAUCAAAAUAACAUUUAUAUAUUUCAUAAUUAAAAUAUCGAAAAAAUGUAUAAUUCAUUCAAUAUUACAUUUUGUAUUCCUUUAUUGAACAAGAAAAUAACAAUUUUUGAAUAUUUGAAAGUAAAAUAAUGUAUGGAUACUAACCAACAUAUGUAGAUAUGUUGAGGGUGGUAAGUAUGGGGAAAUUUAUAUACAUUUAUGAUUUUGCAUUCGGCUUAAAGUUUGGAAUACCUAGAUAUCCGUUUAUUAAGAGUGCAGAACUUGUUAAUAUUGCAUUCGUGUAAUAAUUAUAGUGGUAUUAAAAUUAAAACCUUAAUCUGUAUGUUAUGUUUAUACUCUACAUUUUCCAGUUUCUUUUUAUUUCGUGAAAAUAAAGACAUUCCGAAUCAUCACUGAUCACUGAAAAAAAUAUUUACUUGAAAUAAUUAGAUUGUCUUCAGUAUAUUUAUCAAUUUUCAUUGUUCAAAUAUUUGCAUUUACGGUAAAAAUAUGGAUACAUGUUUUGCUAAAUAUAUUCCAAUAACCAUCUAUCUCAGAACGUUUGCAAGAUUCAUUUGAUCAUGCAGAAAUAUUGGUUAAUGUUAACUUCAUUAAUUGAACUUGAUUCAAUAUUAAUUUGACUGAAUUCGUCAAAUUGUGGCUAAUAAAUAAAUCAAAUGAAAUUAUGGAAUAGGAAGCAAGGAGGAAUUAUAUGAAUAAAAGGUUUUAAAAUUAAAAAUUCUAUAUUCGAUCCAUCUUUUAUUUCUCAAUAGAAUGGGUUUUAUUAUUGUUAUAUCAUAUUUUCAAAUGCUCAUUAGACUAAAUGAACGUUUUGAGGGGUAUGUGGAAGUUCUCUUCUCUGAAAAGGAGUAGUAAACAAUAGCAUAGUUGCUGUAUAAUGAGAAGAUUGAACCUGAUGUCUUUGUUUUAUAUUGCAUCAGUGGAAAACUAUUUAUCAAAAAAAUCAAGUGAAAAAUGUAGAGAGUUUGGAAACUGUAAGGAGUUCUCUAUAGUAUUGCAUAAUUAUUAAUAAACGUUAUUUUCGAUUUCCAUUAUUUAAACAAUUUGUUGUUUCAUGAGAGUUUUACUAUUAAGAAUUAGAUAUUGUUAAAAUGUUAUUUGUUAAUUUUGCUUUUUUAUCUGUUUCCCUUUUAUUAGUUUGUUAAUACUUCCAAUUGAAACUAUACAAAAAAUAGUGAGAACGGAGAAAAUUGUUGAAAAGUUUUGAAAUGGAAGUACCAGAUAUUUAACAUAUUUUAAAUUCACAAAAAGACCAGAGAUCACUUCUUUUUAUCGUAGCUGGUACCAAAUAAAAUCAGUGAUUUUGUUGCUUUUUUUAAUUAUAAAAACAAAGGUUAUUUGAAUUCUUCUUUAAACAAAUUAUAUCAUGUGCAUUAACGUUCCAAAGUAUUAUUUUCUGUAAAUAGAUGUUUUAAUUACAUUAUUUCAAAUGAACAGAAAGCACUGAUUGACACUAAGAAAUCAAUUUAUUAGUAAUAUAUAUUACUAGGUCCAAUUUUGGCAUCAUUUCUAAAUCAAUCUCAGGAAAUAAUCGAAAUUUUAAAUGUACAAAUUUCAAGAAUUAUUUAAUGAAACUGCCAUUGAAAAACUCAUGAAAUGAAACUGAUUCUCAAACUGGGCCUUUCUAGUUUUUCCAACUAUAACAUUCUAAAAUAAUUCCAUGGAAGUAUAUUAUAUUAUUUAUAUCGAAAUAAUUUAUAUAAAUGUUUUUAAUGUCAAAAUCCCUAUAAAUCCUGUUUUAAUAUUUAUGGAAGAAUAAAAAAAUCUUUUUUUAUUCAUUUAAUUCAAAUUAUGGACUAGAAUCAACAUAUAAACUUAGGACCAAGUGAAUCUUACAUUUUUAAAAAUUAUAUAAGAAAAAUAUAUAAUGAUUUUACAUUCUUAUUAAAAUGUUCGUAAAUUUGGUAAUCAUAUUUUGUUCAUUAUAUAAAAAAUUGUAUUGAGAAGGAAUUAUUUUAGAAGUAAAUAUUAAAAAUAUUUCAAUUGUACAAGGUAACACUCAACAUAAUUUUAAAUCUGAGUCAAAAAUAAAAGUUUGAUGCUUAAGAACAAAUUGUAUACAUAACAACUUAAUCUGAUAUUUAUUUAUUUAAGACUACUUUUUUCAGUAAACAUCAAUUUUAUUAAAAUUUUUAACUAUACCACUUUUCGACCAAAACCUUUUUUAGAUUUUUAUUAACUGUUUUAUAAGAAAAUUUUAAAUAUUCGACUGGGGUAUAGUAAUAUAAAUUAUUUUGAAUAUGUUUAGUGUUGUCUUCCUUUUACUGAGUGUUCAAGCUACGCAUUACCAAAAAGUAUAAAUUAAUAACUGUUAAUAUUUUAUACAUAAUUUAAAGUAUGUUAUUUGGAAAGCCCGUUUGGUUGGACAUUGUGAUAGGCGUUGGCCAUGUUACUGUUGCUAGGAUUUUGAUCCUAGACCCUGUAUAUGUAGAAAUAGAAUUCGUACUUGAUUAUAUUGUCAAUUACACCCUAGCCACCGAAAAAUUAAAAAAAAAUGAACAAAUUGACAGACAAAACAUAAUUUAAUUACACAGAUAUUUUUUGUACAUUAUUGGAGUUUUAAAAUAUAUCUAUAUUAUGAAUAAAAGUAUAAUUUCUGA